This is a messenger RNA of Gadus chalcogrammus (walleye pollock), 2504 nucleotides long. RefSeq names its product insulin-like. The transcript has 3 exons. Lineage: Eukaryota; Metazoa; Chordata; Actinopteri; Gadiformes; Gadidae. Bases 17 to 484 code for a protein of 155 amino acids. Gene Ontology annotation, cellular component: extracellular region. The record is from RefSeq and is a predicted model, not a curated record. Gene Ontology annotation, molecular function: hormone activity.
UGACGCAAGUUUGGAAAUGGGAAAGACCAAACAUGAUAAUCACCAGCUCUUGGGGUAUAAAGUGAAAGGAUUCCCUCAGUUCAUUCUCACAGCCAACAGUUCUCAACAGCUGAAGCAGAGAAGCAUCUCUUCCACCUUUUCCUCCCAUCUACCGGUCACUUCUCCUCCAACCCUCAGUAUGUCCCGGUUACUCCACGCUGGUUCCAUCAUGAUGGUGCUGCUGGCCUUGUCCUGGUCCAGACUUGAAGCGAUGCCUCGUCCACGACACUUCUGUGGCGCCCACUUAGUGGACGCUCUCAACCUGGUCUGUGGGGACAGGGGCUUCUUCUACAACCUCACGAGAGCUGUGGACCCCAUGCUGGGCUUCCUGUCUCCCACGGCAGGCGGAACCAGAGGGGAUGAAGAUGUGGCUGAACUGAACGUCGUGGUUCAGUGCUGCCACAGACCCUGCAACAUCUUUGACCUCCAGAACUACUGCAACUAGAAUAUCUAAUGUGUAACUUAGCACACCAAUGAAGUGCUCCCCUAGCCUGGCUCCGCCCGCCUAAGUACUUCUGCUCAAUUUGAAUUUCCCUUCAGUAGGCCUACUUGGUCUGGGUCUGCGGUACGUGAUUGGGUUUUCUCUGUCUAAAUUUUCUGCGUUCAAUCAGCGAACAGAGGGAGUGGCUGAGAUCAAUGACGUUAAAGUCAGCUCUCAUUGACGGACAUCAGCCCAACGCAAUUCCCGGCCAAUUGUUAGCGAUUGGUUAUGGCAGAUCCAGAGUGGCACUGGGCAGAUCCAAUAGUUUUAAACAUCAACAGACACCCGCCUUCAAGUGAGUUAACGUUAAAUGAAGUAGGCCUACGAGAGUCUGGACCAGGCUAGUGCUCCCCCCAGUCUAGCUUAAAUGUUCUUGAAUUUUCUACUUUUGGAUAAUGUAGUUUGGCAAAAUUAUCUUUGCUAUCUCGAAUUGCUGUUCUAUUGCUGCAUCAAUCAACACUUUGCUUUUUCCAAAAACAUCAGCUUCUGAGAUUAGACAUAAAUAUUAAUCAGUUUUGCAAGAUGGAAAGUUAAAUUCAACCAUUCACAAACCAAUAAAGGAGCUAGCUAUCUAUGUGUAUACCCAAUUUGUAUAAUUAAUGUGCACUACUGGCAGUUAGUUAACCAAGUUUUUGUUGCAUAAUGGAGUAGGCUAACAGAUUCUUAUUAAAUCUAACAGUUCACAUGAACUGGUGAGCAACACUUUAAAAUUCUUGGCCUUUGAGAUGGUCCAUGUGUGUGACAGUGUGUUUUUUUUUAUCAUAUUGAGAUCAUUCAUUGCAUCCAGUGGGCUAGGACUAUAUAAAUGCUCAAUCUGUGAAACAAAAUUAUUAUGAGUUUAGCAACUAAAAAGGCAAAUAUUGAAUGGAAUACAAUAUCUCCCUGGUAUUGUACUAGAUUACUGCUCAGCAAACAUAUCCUUUGCAAUGAGUUGAAUUUGACUCUACCUUUUUUGUUUCCAUGCUUGGGACACCUUUAAUUAAAUAAAGGCAUGAGGCUUCUAUUUAAAAAUAAAUAAAUAAUAGAUUGACUCCUAAAAAUGGUCAGGCAAAUCAAAGGUGCCUUCCAAGUGGUACAAUUGCAAAUAGGCCAAGGUAAAAGUCCAAGAAUGCACCAAAUAGAACAUGUGAGUGAACGCUCAAACCGUCCAGACUAACUUUAUAACCUGAACUGGUGGGAGCACUGGUCCUCCUAUCCUCCUAAAUCCAGGAAAAGGAGCACUAGAACAACUUUACAAAGCAACACAUACCCCAUACUUUUUCAGAAAAAGUGUAGCUUAAACCUUUGCUGAAUGUAGAUAUGCAAUCAUUAAAGCCGGGCACCAGCAAUAUUAACCUUCAAUCAAAUAAAUGAUUAAGUUAAAUAAAGAGAGCCAUACUCUUGUGACCCUUAUUAACAAUAUCUGACUCAGCCCAUUGACAAUGCAACUCUGAAACCAAACUACAAUUUAGAAAUAGUGGAAGCCCCCACACAGGUUACCAAUGAAGGGAAGGAAUGGAAUCAGAGGCUUUUGCCUGCAAGACAAUAUAAUUUAUUUGAUUAUAAAAUCGGAAUCACUGUUGAUAUCAAUUUAGAAAAGGUGGUAUGGUAUGGUCUGAAAUGAAAGUUGCAGACUAAAUGGUAAGUAACCCUGUACUUACGUAUAACACAGCACACUUUUAUGUGUGCACUCACUUGGUUUAUCACAGCUGACUCAAGUUGUAAUGGAAAUGAUAAUAGAAAUAUAUCAUAAAAAUAAAUAACAAAUAAACAAUUGAGUCUGCUCAAUACCAGGCACCGGAGAUACGAAGGAACAGGCAAUCUUAACUAAAGCAAAUAUAAAUGGUUGACUAUAUAUAUAUAUAUAUAUAUAUAUAUAUAUAUAUAUAUAUAUUUACAUAUACCUAUAGUAGAGAGAAUAACAUUGUUAAUUUAAGGAGCUACUCGUAGUGGCAUAAAUCCGUUCUACGAUUUCCAAACUGCAAUAAUAAACAAAAUCUGCAAG